AUGGCUUUGGCAUCGUUUGUUAUAAUCAACAGCCGGUGGCGACCGGCCCUUCUAAGACAUUGUGAGUACGACGACUAUGCACAGCUUCGGAGGUUUAUGCCAAAAGAGCUGUUUGAAUCUCGAAUGCAAAAUAUAAAGCAGCUUGUAUCGACUGACUUUCCACAUGUAUGGCUUGACACAUAUUUGUUUGUACUUGCUAUGGUACUUGUUAUUCUCGCCGCUAUCUUUGCCGUUGUUGCAGUGGAGCUGUCCAUCGAAACUUGGUACCCGCUUUGUAUUCUUGUUGUGCCUGCAAUCAUAGCAUGUUGGACUGCAAGACGCCGAGGAUUGUAUUUUAUCAAAUUAAGCAAGUUCUAUGAAAAACUUGACGAGUGUCUCAAGAACAUGACGGUUUUGGAUACGAGUCAUCGACUCAAAUGGGACUAUCGGUCACCAAGAGAUAUCGAAAGAUCAUUUGACUUUUCGACGGCAGCAGCAAAGAGUCGAAAGAACGAUGCCGUUAUUCUCAUCAUUGAAAUUACACGGAUCAACAACGCCAUCGACAGACGCUCGAGUACUCAUCGGCAAAGGGACGAAGAAGAGGAGGGGCUGCCAAUGUAUAACACAAUAUCUCAGGAUCUGAUACUCGACAUCGGCCCACCUUCCAUGGAAGAGCACGAACGCUCAAUGUUAUCUUUACCACCACCUGUUUACAGAAGUCAUGUCACUCUGGCCUCGUCAAGAGGCUCUCUGCAACACUAUCUACAGCAACAACAGCAUUGA
Zychaea mexicana is the source of this 762-nucleotide messenger RNA. RefSeq lists its product as uncharacterized. The record is from RefSeq and is a predicted model, not a curated record. The transcript is spliced from 3 exons. Lineage: Eukaryota; Fungi; Mucoromycota; Mucoromycetes; Mucorales; Lichtheimiaceae. The coding region runs from base 1 to 762 and encodes 253 amino acids.